GUUGGUGGCCAAAGGAGAAAAGAGAGUCGUUGGGGGAAGUGGAAGUACACUGACCCUUUUGGCGUUGCUUUCUUGAUGGAUCCAAGUAUUAGCUCUUUCCCAAGUAAGAAAGAAAGAAAAGUUGGCUUUUCCUCUCGGUGACGUGUCGGCCAUUCUCACUCCAUACCUUCCUUCCCCUUUCUUCUUUCUUCAGACUGAAAACGAAAGUUUAAACCAUAAAACAAGGUUCCUUUUUCUUAAUCACUGACCAAACCCCGUGAUUUUCGUCAUACUGUAAAACAUUCACGGUUCAUGACCUUAACAAGCACAACCUCCAACACCAAUUCAUUUUUGGCGGCGAGCUCUGAAACCACCUUUCCCUCUCAACGAUGCAAGUUUCAUCUUCAUCAAUGAACUCCUCAUGGUUUGGAACAUUCGCUCCCAACCGAUACCCACACGUUCGGUCCCUCCCUUCGGAACCGUGUUCCACCACAGCGGUUGCUGCUACCUCGUACUCACCUUGUACUAACGUUUUAUUCUCGCGUCCUGAUCCGACACGGUGUAAGAUUAAUAGUUCUCUCUCCUUUCUGGUGUCUCAAAGAAAAGGUUUUACUUUGACGUCGCUGGCACCAAUCGGUGUAGGCAGAAAGACGAAGAGGAGAAGAAGAGCGUUGAGUGUCUCUGCGGUGUUCGAGCGGUUCACGGAAAGAGCAAUAAAGGCUAUAGUGUUUUCCCAAAGGGAAGCGAAAGCUCUCGGCAGUGAAUUGGUUUACUCGCAGCAUCUUUUGCUGGGUCUCAUAGCCGAGGAGGAUCGUUCUCCUGAUGGUUUUCUUGCGUCUGGUGUCACCAUUGAGAAGGCACGUGAUGUUGUCCGCAGCAUUUGGCAUCAAAAUGAUUCGAGCUCUGGUGUCCCACGUGAUGGUGGUGGUGUUGAUGAUGAUAACAAAACCAGUGCCACCCAUGUCCCCUUUUCCAUUAGCGCAAAGCGAGUGUUUGAAGCGGCUGUUGAGUAUUCCAGGUCUCUGGGACACAAAUUCAUUGCCCCUGAGCACAUUGCCGUUGCUUUAGUCAAAGUAGAUGAUGGUAGUGCUAGUCGGGUCCUUUACAGAUUGGGUACAAAUGCAAGCCAGUUGGCGGCUGUGGCAUUCUCCAGACUACAAAAGGAGCUAGCUAAAGAUGGAAGAGAACCAAAUAUGGUGUCAAAGGGCGUAUAUAACAAAUCUAUUUCUAGAAAAGGUUCUGAUGCAGGAUCCUCUGCCACAACAGGAGAGGUGAGUGCUCUAUCACAAUUCUGUGUGGAUCUCACUGCUCGUGCAAGUGAUGGACUAAUUGAUCCAGUCAUUGGCCGAGAAGUUGAAGUUCAGAGAAUUGUUCAAAUAUUAUGCCGAAAAACAAAAAGCAACCCCAUUCUUCUGGGUGAAGCUGGCGUUGGAAAAACAGCUAUCGCGGAAGGGCUGGCACUUCGCAUUGCUCGGGCAGAUGUUGCUCCCUUUUUAUUGACAAAGCGCGUGAUGUCCUUGGAUGUAGCCUUGUUGAUGGCAGGUGCAAAAGAAAGAGGAGAGCUAGAGGAACGUGUUACAAAAUUAAUAAAAGACAUAAUAAAGUCAGGUGACGUCAUUCUCUUCAUUGAUGAAGUUCAUAUACUUGUUCAAUCAGGGACAAUUGGGAGAGGAAAUAAGGGGUCUGGCCUUGACAUAGCUAAUUUACUUAAACCUGCACUUGGAAGGGGUCAAUUUCAGUGUAUUGCAUCUACCACCAUAGAUGAAUACAGAAGUCAUUUUGAAAAAGACAAGGCAUUGGCACGACGGUUUCAACCUGUUUGGGUUGAUGAGCCGAGUGAGGAUGACGCAAUUGAGAUACUUAUGGGUCUACGUGAGAAAUAUGAGGCCCACCACAAAUGCAGAUAUACAGAAGAUGCUAUCAAGGCUGCAGUUGAUUUGUCAGCUAGAUACAUAGUUGAUAGGUAUCUACCUGAUAAAGCUAUUGACCUCAUAGAUGAAGCAGGAAGUAGAGCUUGUAUUCAAGCUUUUAAGAUGAAAAAGGAACAAGAAACUGGCAUCCUUUCUAAGUGCCCAGCUGAUUACUGGCAAGAAAUUAGAACUGUUCAGUCUAUGCAUGAAAUGGAGAGCAGGCUUAAAUACUAUGGUGCUUCUAGCAUUGAUGAUACCAAUGAACUCAUACUGGAUUCAUAUUUAUCUUCUACAGCCAAUGAUAAUGAACCUAUAGUAGUUGGGCCAGAUGAUAUAGCAGCAGUUGCUUCCCUCUGGUCAGGAAUUCCUGUUCAAAAGCUCACUGCUGAUCAAAGAACUCUUCUGUUAGAUCUUGAUAAUCAACUCCGGAAACGUGUGAUUGGACAAGAGGAGGCUGUCACUGCCAUUUCUAGAGCUGUGAAGAGGUCUCGGGUUGGUCUUAAGGAUCCCGAUAGACCCAUAGCUGCAAUGCUAUUCUGUGGCCCAACUGGGGUUGGGAAAACAGAACUUGCAAAAUCUUUGGCAGCAAGUUACUUUGGAUCGGAGGCAGCUAUGGUACGAUUAGACAUGAGUGAAUAUAUGGAACGACAUACAGUGAGCAAAUUGAUAGGAUCACCCCCAGGUUAUGUCGGAUAUGGAGAGGGUGGCAUUUUAACAGAAGCUAUUAGAAGAAAACCAUUUACCCUGUUAUUGCUUGAUGAAAUAGAGAAAGCACAUCCAGAUAUAUUCAACAUUCUUCUUCAAAUAUUAGAAGAUGGACAACUUACUGAUUCUCAGGGUAGAAGGGUUUCAUUUAAAAAUGCAUUGGUGGUGAUGACUUCAAACGUGGGGUCUAGUGCCAUUGCCAAGGGUGGCCACAAGUCCAUAGGAUUCUUGAUUUCAGAUGAAAAAUCAGCAUCAUACAAUGGCUUGAAAUCAAUGGUAAUUGAAGAACUGAGGUCAUAUUUUCGUCCAGAAUUGCUCAACAGGAUAGAUGAAGUCGUAGUCUUUCAACCCCUUGAAAAGUCACAGUUGCUCGAGAUAUUGGAUGUGCUGCUGCAAGACAUGAAGAAAAGGGUCUUGUCCCUUGGAAUUGAUGUAAAGGUGUCUGAAGCAGUCAAGAGCCUUGUGUGCCAGCAAGGCUAUAACCCAACAUAUGGUGCUCGGCCUCUCAAGAGGGCCAUUACAUCACUAAUUGAAGACCCAUUGAGUGAAGCAUUCCUUUCUGGAGAGUGCAAGCAAGGUGACACUGUCCUCAUUGAUUUGGAUGCUAAUGGUAACCCCUUUGUCACAAAUCAGCUCGAUCAGAUUGUCAACUUAUCUGACACAAGUCAUCCCUGUAAUUAGCUAUUGUACAGUAUCCGAAUAGGUAUACCCAUUUACUGAAAAAUGUUUUGUGUCGUCUUUGUUAGCUUAGGUAUUUGAUUCAUAUGUAAUGAGUAUACCACGUCAUUAACGAGCUUGGUAGCUCAUGAGAUGUCAAAUUUAUUAGAACUUUUGUCCCCACACACAUUGUAUUUAAAUUAAAUUCAUUUAUACAGUAACAUACUUUUAGCUGA
Messenger RNA from Abrus precatorius (Indian licorice), 3487 nucleotides. Its product is annotated as chaperone protein ClpD, chloroplastic. Gene Ontology annotation, biological process: cellular response to heat. The coding region runs from base 369 to 3275 and encodes 968 amino acids. The record is from RefSeq and is a predicted model, not a curated record. Gene Ontology annotation, cellular component: cytoplasm. Lineage: Eukaryota; Viridiplantae; Streptophyta; Magnoliopsida; Fabales; Fabaceae. Gene Ontology annotation, molecular function: ATP hydrolysis activity; ATP binding. The transcript is spliced from 12 exons.